UCAAAUUUUGUUAACACGUUUUACAUAUCGCUACGAUAUGUUUUGUAUGAAAGUUUUCUUACAUAAAAAAUGAUUUUAAAAAUAAAAUAUAUUUUUUUUAAUAAUUAAUACUCAAUUAAUUAUAUGUUAAUUAUAUUUCUCAUUUUGAGUGUGGCUGAUAAGGUCAUUUUUAACCUCUGCUUAUAACAUGGGUCACUAACACGCACCCUUAAUUCGUCAGCGAGAUUGCCCAGUAAUAAUGAACCAAUGGGAGAUAAAAUCAUUAAACAUCUAUAUAUCCUCUCGACAAAAACCACUUUUGUGCAGAUCAUGGCAGCCAUUUCUGCUGGAUGCAUAGUACAAGUUUUGGUCUCAGCUGGAGCUGGGUGGCAGCGAAGAAAGGAAGCCCUCUUGCCAAGCCAUGAAAAAUUCCUUGGCUACUACUAGUAGUGGUAAGUACUCCAGUGUAAUACUAUGAAAUUGCAUGUUCAGACAGCCAGACAUGAUGGCUGCUAAGUUGCUUGCCUCAGUCACAAAUCAAAUGAUACCUUCCUUGCCUCCCUUUCCCUCCAAAAUUCCCAUUUCUUGCUUCUUCUUCUUCUUCCUCUUCUCCUUCAAGUGCAUGGACGCUGAAUUGCUCACUAGAAGAAGAAAGCCAAGAACCUCUCACACUUCCGAUCCAUCUCCAUCCUCUCCUCUCUCUCUCUCUCACUUGUGUAGCUGUGUGACUUGCUGAGACAUGGGCAAACAGCCGGCGGGCGGCAGCGAGCCGAGGAGCCGUGCCCGUGCGUCCGGCACUGCGGCGCCGACGACGCGGGGGCCGGCGCCGCAGACGCACGCGCCGCCGCAGGAGCGUCGCCAAGAAGAGAUCGUCCAUGGCGUACGGCACGCCGUGGCGCCGGGCGACGGUGGCGCCGGUACCAGCGCCCGUCCGGACCGACGCACUCGUUUCGUGACCCAAGUAACGGAAGUGCCGCAAUCGCCGGUUCACGGCGACGCCGUCGCCGGGGAGGAAGCCGCCCUGGCGAGGAGGCCAGGGAAGAAGCCGUCCUACCUGCCUGCGCGGCUGAGAAGGGCGGAGGAGGGUAGCCAUGGCCGGACGCCAUGGUCGGCGCCUGCUGGCCACCCAGCACCGCCCGCCGCCGUGCCGGAAGAACCGCAGGAGCCGCGGUUAGGACCACCAGGAUUAAAGCCGGCGAAGAUCUUAGACACCCAUAAGAGUAUCGAGCGCACCAGCACGAUCAGAGACGAGGACGACGGCGUCACCUACCCGGCCGAACCGGCGCCGCCGGGCCGCACCUUCCCGGCCGCCCGGCCACCACAAGAUGAGCCUGGGUUCGCAACGGCGGCGCGACAUCCGCGCACGUCGCCGGGGACACCGGCGCUGCCGGGCCGCAGCUCUCCGUCACCAUGGCGGCCGCACAAUGAGCCUGGGUCGUACGCAUCGCCAUCGCCAUCGUCGGAGGCACCGGCGCGGACGCCGGCCAAGUCGCCGAUGCUGCGCCCUCGGAACGACAAGAAGAGGCGGCCGGUGGCGUUCUGCUUCACCGCGUGCUGCAUCCUCUUCUGGCUGCUGGUCAUCGCCGUUGGCGCCGCCGUGCUCGUCAUCUUCCUCAUCUACCACCCGCAGUCGCCCAGGAUGCGGGUGACCUCCGCCACCCUGAACGCCGGGUACGUCGACGAGCUCGGCAUCGUCGGCGGCGCGCGCGCGCUCAACGCCGACCUCACCGUCCUCGCCGCCAUCUACAACCCCAACACCAAGCUCCACGUCGUGCUCCGCUACAUGCAGCUGGACCUCUACUUCCAGGGCAGCAUGAUCGGGACGCAGGCGGUGUGGCCGGCGCCGCUGCACGAGGGCCCCCGCGGCAGCGUGCUCCGGAGCGUCCACCUCGUCGUCAGCGAGGUCACCAUGACGCAGGAGGACGUGUACGAGUGGCAGAACGCAACGAGCAAGGGCGGGCCCGUGGUGCUGCACCUCGCCGGACGCUUCCGCGCGCGGCUCAUCUUCGGCCGGUGGUUCAAGUUCAACUACUGGGUCUCGCCGCAGUGCACGCUCUGGCUCGACCCGCCGCCCAGCGGCGCGCUGCGUCGCGCGCGGUGCAGCUGACCCCGCGCGUUCGUCCCCCUGCUGCUGCGUCAA
This is a messenger RNA of Oryza sativa Japonica Group (Japanese rice), 2119 nucleotides long. RefSeq lists its product as uncharacterized. Gene Ontology annotation, cellular component: plasma membrane. Lineage: Eukaryota; Viridiplantae; Streptophyta; Magnoliopsida; Poales; Poaceae. The record is from RefSeq and is a predicted model, not a curated record.